GUACAGCUGGCUCUGUCCAGGAAACCUCUGCCUGCUCGAGUAAGGAUUUAAAACAAGGGACACUUUGGACACUUGGAUGUAAGAGUAAAACUUUUUUCUGUGAAGUUUUGUGAAUUGUCGCUUUGAGACGACAGUGGCUUCAUAAAGCACGAGGCAUCGGGAGUUUGAAGGAAAUAUUCUGUGGAGAGACUGACAGAGAGGGAGGUUUGGGAUGCUGGUUCCCUGCGCGCUCCGCUCCUUGCUGUGCGUACUAAGCUGCGCAUGGCUGCACACCGGAGCGGCUUCACGGCUCAAGUCUCCAGCUCUGCCCAUCCAGUCAGAGAGGGAGCCGCUGCCCUCCAAAGGCUUGGCUGGAUGUUCGUUUGGAGGCCGGUUCUACUCUCUGGAGGACACAUGGCACCCAGAUCUCGGAGAGCCGUUCGGUGUCAUGCACUGUGUUCAGUGCCACUGCGAACCGCAAAAGACUCGUCGUAGCAAGGUGUUCGGGAAGGUGAACUGCAAGAACGUCAAGCAGGACUGUCCAGAACUGGACUGUGAUGAUCCCAUCCUGCUGCCUGGGCACUGCUGUAAAACCUGCCCCAAAGGUGGUGAUGAUAAGAGACCCUCAGACCCUGUGCUGGACAGCUUCGAGUAUUUCCACGAAAAGGGGAAAGAGAAGGAGGGAGACCUGCACAAAUCCUACAACGACAGAUCCUACCUGAGCUCAGAGGAGACCAGCCUUGGGGAGAGCCGCACCGACUUUGUGGCAGUGCUGACAGGGGUGACUGACUCAUGGCUGCCCAGCUCCAGCGGUGUUGCCAGAGCUCGUUUCUCUCUGACAAGAACCAGCCUGGCGUUCUCCAUCACAUACCAGAGAAUGAGCCGCCCAAACAGAAUUGUCUUCUUGGACCCAGAUGGGACCAUUACGUUUGAGUACAGAGUCCCGAAAGGAGACUCGGACAUGGUUUGUGGAGUAUGGAAGAACCUGCCGAAGCCUCUCCUACGGCAGCUGCAGUCCGAGCAAAUGCGCAUCAGCAUGACCACAUCGCCGACAAGACGAGAGGAAGUGGAGGGGAAGAUCAUCAAACACAGAGCCUUGUUUGCUGAGACGUUCAGUGCGACGCUGACAUCCGAGGAGGAGAGCUCGGGGAUGGGAGGCAUCGCCAUGUUGACGCUGAGUGACACAGAGAACAACCUGCACUUCAUCCUCAUCCUUCAGGGCCUCGUCAAACACAAAGACAUAGAGCCCCUGGUAGUGCCGAUACGAGUCCAGCUUGUGUACCGGCAGCACACCCUGAGAGAGAUCCGAGCCAACAUCACCUCUCACGAUCCAGACUUUGCAGAGGUGCUGACAGACCUGAAUAGCCGGGAACUGUUUUGGUUAUCUCGUGGCCAGCUGGAGAUCGCAGUGGCAACAGAGGGUCAGGAUCCACGACAAAUCUCUGGCUUCAUCAGCGGCAGGAAAUCAUGUGACACUAUACAGAGUGUGAUGUCCAGCGGUGAUGCAUUGACCCCGGGGAAGACAGGAGGAGUGGGAUCCGCCGUCUUUAACCUUUAUGAUAACGGCACAUUGGACUACCAGGUUCAGGUCGCAGGUCUCAGCAGUGAAUUUGUCGGCCUCACCAUCGAGUUGAAGCCGCGGCGGCGAAACAAGCGCUCAGUGCUGUACGACCUGACUCCAGAGUACAACAAGGAAACAGGCCGCGCGAACGGCAGCUGGAACCGUCUGGAGGCGCGCCACAUCCACAUGCUGCUGCAGAACGAGCUGUUCAUCAAUGUCGCCACAACGCACAGCCAGGACGGAGAGCUGAGGGGGCAGAUUAAAGCCAUGCUCUACAGCGGCCUGGAGACACCCAGACAUGAGCUUCCCACUCCUCUGGCCGGGCACUUUGUGGCUCCACCAGUAAAAACGGGAGCCUCAGGCCACGCCUGGGUGUCAGUGGACAAACAGUGUCACCUGCAUUAUGAGAUCGUGGUUGCGGGCCUCAGCAGGGCCGACGACCUCACCGUGAACGCCCACCUGCACGGCCUGGCAGAGAUCGGGGAAAUAGACGACAGCAUCACCACGCACAAGAGGCUGCUGACCGGCUUCUACGGCUCACAGGCUCAGGGAGUUUUAAAGGACAUCAGUGUUGAAUUACUGCAACACCUGAACCAGGGAACCGCCUUCAUCCAGGUCAGCACCAAGAUGAACCCGCGAGGAGAAAUACGAGGACGGGUCCAUGUGGAAAACAACUGUGAGUUAGGGACCAGAGGAGACGCAGAGGAGGCGGAGUUUGAUGAUCUCUUUGUGAAGGAUCCUGAGGAGCUGAAGAAAGACCCCCAUACCUGCUUCUUUGAGAACCAGCACCAUGCCCAUGGCUCCAACUGGACCCCGAACUACGACAGGUGUUUCUCCUGCAGCUGCCAGAAGAGAACUGUGAUCUGUGAUCCGGUCAUCUGUCCUGUGUUGACCUGCUCCAGAACCAUUCAGCCUGAGGACAAGUGCUGCCCAGUCUGUGAUGAGAGGAAGGAGCCCAAGGACAUGAAAGCUCCAGAGAGGGUAGAAGAAAAUCCUGAGGGUUGUUACUUUGAAGGAGACCAGAAGAUGCACGCCCCAGGAACCACAUGGCAUCCCUUCGUUCCUCCCUUUGGCUACAUUAAAUGUGCUGUCUGUACUUGCAAGGGGUCUUCGGGGGAGGUCCACUGUGAGAAGGUGACGUGUCCGGUGUUGACCUGCAGUCACCCUGUGAGGCGUAAUCCCUCGGACUGCUGUAAAGAGUGUCCGGAGGAGGAGAGGACUCCUGCAGGGCUGGAGCACGGGGACAUGAUGCAGGCAGACGGCCCGCGGCACUGCAAGUUCGGCAAAAACUAUUACCAGAACAGUGACAACUGGCAUCCCUGGGUACCACUGGUCGGGGAGAUGAAAUGCAUCAACUGCUGGUGUGAUCACGGUGUGACUAAGUGUCAGAGGAAGCAGUGUCCAGUCAUCACCUGCACCAACCUCUCCCGCAGAGAGGGUGCCUGCUGUCCCGAAUGUCUCGAUUCCAAAGAGGAAGCGGACCAGAUGAUGAAAGCUCCAGACAAAAGACGAACCUUGAGACACUGAUCCGUGGGGACCCGCGGUAACAACACCAAACCCUCCUCUGCCCUUUUAAACUCCGCCCCCUCUCCAUGGACCCAAAUCCAGAGCUGCACACUGGGUCCCUAG
This is a messenger RNA of Notolabrus celidotus (New Zealand spotty), 3169 nucleotides long. RefSeq names its product chordin (gene chrd). The record is from RefSeq and is a predicted model, not a curated record. NCBI's taxonomy places the organism in Eukaryota, Metazoa, Chordata, Actinopteri, Labriformes, Labridae. Gene Ontology annotation, molecular function: protein binding. Gene Ontology annotation, biological process: multicellular organism development. The transcript has 21 exons. Bases 212 to 3067 code for a protein of 951 amino acids.